Molecule: messenger RNA, 1169 nt
Organism: Drosophila mauritiana
Lineage: Eukaryota; Metazoa; Arthropoda; Insecta; Diptera; Drosophilidae
Gene: Elp5
Product: elongator complex protein 5
Exons: 3
Coding region: 122-910 (262 amino acids)
Biological process (GO): tRNA wobble uridine modification
Cellular component (GO): nucleus; elongator holoenzyme complex; cytosol
Molecular function (GO): tRNA binding
Source: RefSeq, a predicted model, not a curated record
GUGACCCCAUUGAAGACGAUUGAAACACCCUAACGCCUUCUUCUCGGCAGCACUGGCAGCUUCAAAAAAAAGCUUUAAUUUAAAACAACAUUUAAGUAGUCCCACAAUAAAUGCUAACAACAUGCUCUCCAACCUGGUGGUCACCAAGCAGAAAGUGGUCCUCAUAAUAGAUGAGCUAAAUCGGGAGCGCAUUGCCCCCAAGUUCAUCGGCAGCCUGCUGCACGAGCAGGGACAGGGGGCGGAUACCAUCAAGGCCCUCCCCACCGGCGUCAGCCUGAAGCACGUGGGCACCUUCGAGGCACUGAUCGACAAGUACGCCAACAACAACACUGGGAGUACUACGGAUCCCAACUUCACUGGCUUUAACGUGAUCCUGCCCACAUUGGCCGACCUGCUGUGCUAUCAGACGCCCGCUUUCAUAUUUGGCUUCCUCAACCGCCUACGACGCUCGGAAAAUGUGCGUAGGGUGUUCCUUUGGGCCUCCCCGCAGCACCUGCAGGAUCCGCAUGCCGACUACAUCCUGGCUGGCUGCGAGUACCUGGCCGAGCUGGUCCUCCGACUGGAAUCGGACAAACUACUCUCGCUGAUAUCACGCAAGCCGGGCGGAGGGGUGACCAACAGGCGCUACUCCUGUGAAGUCAGCAAAACCCAAUUUAAAGUGACGCCGCUCGACGGAGGACUUCCUGCAGGUGCCUCCCCCAAGCAGCCCUCGCCCGAGGCGGAGCAGAUCCCAGAGCCGGCCAGCAGCACCUUUAAAAUCGAGCUUGACGAGGAUGAAGUGCUAGCCCGCAAUGCACUCACCCUGCCAUACGAACGCACAUCCGAGCCGCCUGAGGGAAACAUUAUAUACACGCCCGAUGCCGACGACGAUUUCGACGAGGAGGAUCCGGACGAGGAUCUGUGCAUCUAGGCUGCCCGCCAGCAGCGAACGGCAGUACAAAUAGCCUUGGCUUUAAGUCUCCUUAAGUCUAACCUACUAAAACCAUAAAAUACCUGGAAUUCCGGCCCCAAAGUUCCGCCUAGGGGUGUGUUCAACCUCGCCAGAGGAGCAGAAUGAAUCUUUGAACGACCACUUAGUACACGUAGAAUUGCUCAUUUAUUUUGGAUAACUUGAUAUGUGAAUCAAAACAUCGAAGAAACUUGUGAAUACAUACAACUGAUUCAAUUGC